AUGCAGCUGGGGGAGAAGAAGCACACGGCGCUCGUGGUGACUGAUCUUCAAAACGAAUUCCUUGAGCCGUUCGGAAGCUACUACCCUAUGAUCGAAGACAAGUUCAAAGAGCUCAACGUGUACGAUCACAUUGAACAACUCCUCAAGACUGCGCAAGAGAAUGGCAUCUACGUGAUCCACUCCCCGCACUACUAUUAUCCUACCGACCAUCAGUGGGUUGCUCCGGGCUCUGCAAUUGUCGACUAUCUUGCCCAUCUUCCCGCGGGUUUUGUGGGCCGAAAGGAUCCCGUUGAUCUUCAGGGCUUUCACGGUUCUGGUGCUGAUUAUCCCGAGCGGCUCAAGAAGUACCUUAUGGAUGGCAAGACGGUCAACACGUCCCCUCACAAGGGACUGUCGUGCCUUUCGAACGAUUUGAUUAGGCAGCUGAGACAGCGACGUAUUGAAAAGGUUAUCGUGGCGGGCCCUGUGGGAAACCUGUGUCUGGAGAAUCAUGUUCGUGAUAUCCUAGAGUAUGGGUUCGAAGUCGCCAUAGUGCGCGAUGCUAUUGCUGGGGGUCAGAAUGACGAGGGUGAUGGAUACGCUGCUGCCAUGACCAACUAUCGUUUCAUUACGAACGCGAUGUGGACUACGGAAAAAGCCAUUGAGAAGAUGAAGGCACUGGUCUAG
This is a messenger RNA of Trichoderma citrinoviride, 666 nucleotides long. RefSeq names its product Isochorismatase hydrolase. NCBI's taxonomy places the organism in Eukaryota, Fungi, Ascomycota, Sordariomycetes, Hypocreales, Hypocreaceae. Bases 1 to 666 code for a protein of 221 amino acids. The transcript has a single exon. The record is from RefSeq and is a predicted model, not a curated record.